Cyprinodon variegatus (sheepshead minnow) is the source of this 2442-nucleotide messenger RNA. Its product is annotated as kazrin-A-like. The record is from RefSeq and is a predicted model, not a curated record. NCBI's taxonomy places the organism in Eukaryota, Metazoa, Chordata, Actinopteri, Cyprinodontiformes, Cyprinodontidae. The transcript is spliced from 7 exons. The coding region runs from base 131 to 1174 and encodes 347 amino acids. Gene Ontology annotation, molecular function: protein binding.
UUAGAAGAUGUUUUAUGCCUUUUUCAGAUAAGUCACUCUUUUAUUUCCAUAUCCCUCUGAUCCCCAACCUCUCCUGUAUGCCACCGCCUAACUUCUCCUGACCAACCCAGACUCUGACACACAGCACAGCAUGUCUGACGGAGAGGAGCAGCUGGACCGCCUCCAGCAGGCAGAGCUCACUCGGACCACCUGCAUGUCCCUGUGGAGGGCAGGGGCCGUGCAGGCCUGGAUGGAGGUUGUCAUGGGAAUGCCCAUGUAUAUUCGAGCCUGCUCCGAAAAUGUCAAAAGUGGCAAGGUGCUGCUGAGUCUGACGGAUGAAGAUUUAGAGCUGGGUCUGGGUAUUACUAAUCAACUUCAUCGCAGAAAAGUUCGACUGGCUAUUGAGGAUUACAGGAGAGCAGAAGGGGAGCAGGGACUAUCAAAAGCAUCUGAGCUGGAUCAUCACUGGGUCUCCACAUCAUGGCUAAGUGACGUAGGCCUACCUCAGUACUUCCAAACCUUCCACACAAACCUAGUGGACGGACGGGUGCUGAACUCCCUGAGCCGCAGAGAUCUGGAGAGAUUCCUGAACAUUAGCGAGCCUUUCCACCAAACGAGUCUCCUACUAGGAAUCCAGCUCCUGCAGAUGCUCAGCUUUGACAAAGAGGCCCUGCAAUUACGUCGCUUAAAAUGCGAGCAUGAAAACCAAGACCCUCUUGUCUGGACGUGUAACAGAGUGAUGAAGUGGAUCAAGGACAUCGACCUUAAGGAGUUUGCAGAAAACCUUCAGGGAAAAGGCAUUCAUGGUGCAGUUAUCACACUGGACCAAUCCUUUGACACAGAAGCCUUGGCCAAAGCUUUGGGAAUCCCCAGCAAUAAACACAUGCUGCACAGACACCUGUAUGAAGAAAUGAAGUCUCUCUCUGCACCUCUAAGAAAUGCAGAGCAGAGCACUGGGGUUAUCAGUUCUUCUUCACCUGUGGCUGUUAAUCGCUUUGCUGAUGAAAGGAUGUCUAUCAGAAGAUUAGGAAAGAGUCCACUAAGGUUACGUGCAGACAGUCAUUCCGUGGAGCGAGCUCUGGGCUUCCACAGCAACUGUGGCUCUUUGCCCAGAGAGGCCAGAGUGCAUGCUGUUCCCCGUGCCAAAGGCAGCCCGAUGCACACCUUCAAGAGUGUUGAAAUCACCAACGUUUGAAGGAAUCAUCAAGAUCUUCACCUCUGUUUACACUGUAGCUGUUUACUGUUGAGAAUGACAAGCACUUGUCAAUGUCUUUUAAAGGUGUAUAAAACAUGAUGUAAUAGGUCAGAUCUACUUUUGUUAUCAUCACCAACGUGGAAACUUCUGAAGACCCAAUGUAGCUGUUGUAAAAAUAAUGAAGAUGUUUUAAUUAGGUUUAUAUGUCCUUAAUGUAAAAAAGAACAGGUGGCAAAAAGAUGGCUAUAGUUAAACUAAGAACUGCACACGGUACCCCUUUGAUGCCUUACAUAAAGUCUAAUAAUGUAUUUAAUGCUUAUUUCUACUUCUUUAUGUGAGCUGAGGUGUGCCUCUUGGUUUAAAAAAAAACAUAUACAUGUUACUACAUAAUAUGUAUUUUCAGUUGAGAGAUAGAAAUUUGGUCAAUUAUUGCUUUGUUGUAACCAUAUAUUUUGACAAGAAUCCUUAUACUCCUGGAAAGUCUAUUUCCCUUUAUAUGGUGCCACAUUUCCAAGAAAAAAAAUCACUUGUAGAUAGAGCAGUGGAGUUGAGUAUGUAGGCUGUACCCCUGAAAAACCAGCCACAUUCUCUCUGCCAGUUUCAUCAUAUUAGGAAACCUGACAGAUUUUGAUUUAAUGAUUUAUCCUCUAACUUUGGUCUCUGUAGUGCAUUUGAGAAGGUAUCCAAAAAAUGAUUUUGUUGGCGUUGCCAGCCUGGCUUCCUAUUCCUCAAACCAAUCAGAUUAAUGUGGAUAAACUGGUCACUUUAGCAUGAAUCCAGGUCAGACUGACAGGUUUUUAACUGAGUUUAGGGGUUCAAAACACCUUCCUCUAUAGGGGUGAGGACUAACAUCUUAGAGGAAUUGAAGUGUUUGGCACCCUUUGAAGCAACUGCCAACAUUCCACGGCUGCUUAUUUAAUUAGCUUCCUGUUUUGGAAUCUCAGCACCUUUUAAACCAGUAGUUCAAGAAAUCAUUGAGUUACUUGUAAAGACAAGACCUCUCUAAAUUAGAUCCUGCAUCAAGGAACCAAAAAUAUGUCUGAGCAGGUAAGUUUCAUUUUCACUUUAUUGUCUAACAACAGCUUUUUAGGGCAGUUCUCUCGUUUAGGGGGAGCUCAGACUGUCAUAAAAGACGGCUCUGGGUCGCAAGAUUUAUUCAGUGAUAGAUCCGACUAUAUAAAGUUAGAUACAUUUUUGAAAAGAACAGCCCACAUGGAGCAUCAGUACACACCAAAUUAAACUACACAGUAAAUGUUUCAGUGUUAAAG